AUGGCUUACGCAAACUUGCCCUACACACCAAAGCCCAUCACGGACAUCUUCACAGCGGAUACCGACAUUGACCGCAGAAAGUGCCAGCGUGUCGUGCCUAUGCGCGUUCUUGCCCUUGGUCUCGGACGUACCGGAACUGCUUCUCUGCGCACCGCUCUCAAGGAACUCGGCUUCGAUGACUGCUACCACAUGAUGUCUGCAUCGGUUGAGAACCCCCCUGACUGCCUCAUGUGGCAGGAUGCUUUUGCCGCCAAGUACGAUGGUGUUGGCAAAUUCGGUCGCGAGGAGUGGGACAAACUUCUUGGACACUGCCAAGCUGUUUGCGACUGGCCUGCUGUUGCCUUCGCCAAGGAGCUUAUUGAAGCCUAUCCUGAGGCCAAGGUUCUCGUCACUACUCGCAACGUCGACACAUGGCACGCCUCGACCAUGAAGACUGUUGACUGGCGCGCAAACGACCCUGAGCUCAAGAUGGUCUCGAGAUUCGACUGGGGUUCCGGUCUCUACCAGCCCAUGUUACGCAAGUUCUGGGAUGUCUUCUUCGGUGGUGACUUUGAGAAGAACGGAAAGCAAAAAUACAUCGACUACUACGACGAGGUCAGAUCUCUGGUCCCCAAGGAGAACCUCCUCGAGUACAGAAUGGGUGAGGGCUGGGAGCCUCUCUGCGAGUUCCUCGAGGUACCUGUUCCCGAGGGCAAGAAGUUCCCUCACACCAACGACACUGAUGGCUUCGUCGAUCGCUGCCGUGCUCGCAACCGCGCUCAGAUGAUGAACGUUGCUUUCCGCGCUCUGGUCGUUGGUGGCAGUGUUGCUGCUACAGCCUUCAGCGCCGCCAUGACUAUUCGUCGCUUCGUUGGCUCAAGAGGCUCUCUCUUGGCUUAA
This is a messenger RNA of Aureobasidium melanogenum CBS 110374, 879 nucleotides long. RefSeq lists its product as uncharacterized. Lineage: Eukaryota; Fungi; Ascomycota; Dothideomycetes; Dothideales; Saccotheciaceae. The coding region runs from base 1 to 879 and encodes 292 amino acids. The transcript has 2 exons. The record is from RefSeq and is a predicted model, not a curated record.